Prunus armeniaca (apricot) is the source of this 258-nucleotide messenger RNA. Lineage: Eukaryota; Viridiplantae; Streptophyta; Magnoliopsida; Rosales; Rosaceae. The record is from the annotation of a GenBank genome assembly.
AUGCCAAGGUUGAAUAUUUCAACUCCAAGUCCGGGCCUUCGGCACAGCGGGAGGAAUCAGCACCAAAGAGCUAUCCUGGGCAAGGAUCAUCAUACCCUCCCAGGAGGGCUGACGACUCUUCGGCAGGUCACAAGUGAAAGGACGACCGUGAUAAUCGGCAGGAAAGCUCAAAGAAAGGGCGUGGGAAAUACGGUCGCAAUGACCACCGAGCGCCACUACCGAAUCACAACCGCGCUCAGGAAGUCUUCACCCUGUUGA